AAAGAGUGUAAAUGAAGGUGAAAAGAGAGGUAGAGACCAGCUGUAGAGUGCCACGUCAAUAGCUCGUACCCUCGUUGUUCAUCGUCUCUUUAUAAGUAUUAGUAGUGAUCAAAAACGCCAUUUUUAAGAGACGUUGAAAGAGAGAGAGAGGGAGAGAGAAUACAGAGAAAGAAGAGAGAUGGCUGACUAUGCAUACAUGGACAUAACGAGGUUCACGGCAAACCCAGAUGGUUUUUACGCUACCAACAAUCCGUUCCAAAAAUCGGGUCCCAAGGGUUUCAUCGAGGUGAAGGUUCUAGAGAACGACAAGCUCUACAUCCGCGUCGACUUGCCCGGUGUUCCAGACGACGCCGUCCGCCACAGAGUCGACGCCGUGAGGCAAAAGGUUGUCUUUUUUUCGGGCAAGACUCUCGACGACGGCAGAAACAAGGGCAGCGUUCGUGAGUACUCUGGAUCCGCCGGUCUGAGUUGUGACUGCUGCGAGAUCACCGGCGUGGAUGCCAAGAUGAAAGAUGGAGUCUUGAGGAUGAUUGUGUCGAGGGUCAAGGUGAAGGACCAUGACAAGAAGUGUCCUCUCACUUUCCCUCCUUUCACAGGUAAAUCUGGAAGACGCCAGGAGGAUCAUCCGUUUCUGGUGAAAGGUCCUCAGGGAGCAUCAUUCGCCGGAGGAGUAACACCUGAUGGAGGUACUUACUUCGCCUUAGAUGUGCCAGGUGCUUCUACUGCUGAUCUCCAAUGGGUUGCCAUCGAGAAUGGACUUAGGUUCAUUGCUCAGAAGAAGAAGGUGUGUGAGCAUGAUAAGAGUGCUCGUCUUUACCUUGGAAGCUUCGGCACUUUGGAUUCUUCCACUGCAAUUUCACUCAACUCCAUCACCGCUACUGUAAACUUUGGUGUUCUCAAGAUCGUCAAUGGACCUCUGCGCAACCAGUAAUCACUCUCUAUCCUUUUUGUUCUAAGAGAACUAAGAUUGAUUAGUCUCUUGAGUGUGUUUAAGUUGAGUCUUGAGACAAGUUAUGUGUGAGUCCUGCUUUUGUGUGUUUUUGCUAUGGUGUUUGAGGAUUCAUAUUCAUAAUCUAAACUUUUUAAGCUAAGCUUGAUCCAUCAAAUUGAAAA
This is a messenger RNA of Thlaspi arvense, 1113 nucleotides long. The record is from the annotation of a GenBank genome assembly. Lineage: Eukaryota; Viridiplantae; Streptophyta; Magnoliopsida; Brassicales; Brassicaceae.